AUGGUACAAGUAGGCUGGGGCUGGGCUGAAGGUGUGAUGGAGAUGUGUGGUGGAUGUUGUGGAGGCCAGGCAGAGGAGGAUCGGAGGAAGGAUGCGCAAAAGCCGGGCAACGGGUAUAUGCUGCUAUUACUUGUUGAUGAUGAUGAGGAUGAUGAUGAUGAUGACGAGGCGAUGGCAUGUAAGGGGUCGGAGAUAUACUCGAGCUUGACUAUGUAUGUACCUAUGCGGUUCCGCAGUGUGAAAACAGAACAGCCCGGCUACGUACGAAGAGGGAACAAAGGGAUCGUGGACGUGCGCUCUCGCCUCAAUGACGGGACGGUCCUGGAGGAGGGAAUCGGGAGGUCGAAGGGUCUGGGAUGCGCCGCGAUCACUAUUCAGUCAGAAUUGAUGGAGAUGGUUUAUCGGGUCAAGUUCCUGUUCGGAGGUUUCAGAGCAAAACUGGACGACGGGAUGUCAACCUGGUCGGAGAAUGGGUCCGUUCCUGCAGCAGCAGAAGCAACAGCAACAGCAACAGCAGCAAGCAGCAGCACGAUGCGUGUGGGAGGGGAGGGGAGGUGGUCGGACGUGGUCGAUUUUGGGCAGGAUACUACGAAACCGACGUUGACGGGAUGGAUGGGGGGAGUCGGUCGGUUAUGGAGCGAGUUAGGUAGGUUCCCUGGCUUGGAGUUUCUGUUCUGCAAUUCUGGAGUCCAGUCCAGUCCCUUUGCCGGAGUCUGUGAUGAGGAACCGAAGGGAGCGGGACCAGGGGGUGUGUGUGUGGACUUUCCACUUGACGGGAUUAGUAGGGAGAUGGAGACACGCAGGGCAGGCAAUCGGGGCGCCGGGCAGCUUGACGACGGACGACGAGACUACAAGUACACUAGGUUAGCGGCCGGCUCUGUUAACGUUAUGCUAACAGCGGAGACUUGUCUUCACGCCGACUGGGCCCGCAGAUAG
This is a messenger RNA of Neurospora hispaniola, 936 nucleotides long. RefSeq lists its product as uncharacterized. The record is from RefSeq and is a predicted model, not a curated record. Lineage: Eukaryota; Fungi; Ascomycota; Sordariomycetes; Sordariales; Sordariaceae. The transcript is spliced from 3 exons. The coding region runs from base 1 to 936 and encodes 311 amino acids.